Molecule: messenger RNA, 480 nt
Organism: Vicia villosa (hairy vetch)
Lineage: Eukaryota; Viridiplantae; Streptophyta; Magnoliopsida; Fabales; Fabaceae
Product: zinc finger protein ZAT11-like
Exons: 1
Coding region: 1-480 (159 amino acids)
Source: RefSeq, a predicted model, not a curated record
AUGAUGAAGAGACAAAGAGAAAAAGAGAGCAUGGAACACCAAAAGAACAAAACAUAUUUUCAAGAUCAGUUUGAGUGCAAAACAUGCAACCGAAAAUUCUCAUCUUUUCAAGCACUUGGUGGUCACAGGACAAGUCACAAGAAACUCAAACUUGAAGGAGAUGAAACAGUACUCAAAGGGUAUGAUCAUACAAAUAAGCAACCAAAAAUGCAUAAGUGUUCAAUUUGUGGACAAGAAUUCAAAUUGGGUCAAGCUUUGGGUGGACAUAUGAGAAGGCAUAGAAUUAAUAAUGAAGGGUUUUCCUUAUCUUGUAUGAAUUAUCAAGUGAUAGCAAAAUCUUCUCCUGUUUUGAAAAGAUCGAAUAGUAAAAGUAAAAGGGUGAUGUGUUUAGAAUUGGACUUGAAUUUGACACCUUUAGAAAAUGACUUGAAGUUCUUGUUUGGAAAUAAGGCGCCUCAAGUAGAUCACUCUUUAUUUUGA